AUGAGGCACACCAGCUUGGGCUCCCUCCGCGCGCUCGGAACCCCAGCACCCCUCCCUGGCCCGCAGAGUUUCAGACGCUCGCCCCAACGAACCCCCGCAACACCCGAAGGCGCACCCUGGCCCGCGCUCCCUUCUCUGGGCUUCCGGUUCCCUAGCUCCAAGUGGAGCCGCCUGUCCACGUUCACGGCCGCCACGAAGACGCCACACACGCAACGGGGAGAGGCGGGGGACGCGCCCCCUGGGGGCCGAGCCGGGAGCCUGCGCGCCCGGCCCACAGGGGCUCUGCCCGGAGGUCCUGAGGGCCUGACACAGAGUCCCCGGUGGAGCCCAGAGGUCAGCGGAGACAGCCCCCACCUCGUGGGGCCCGUGGAGCAAAAGCCACAGUCACUUCCUGAAGGCAGCGGCCCCGGCUCGGGUCCCACUCGCCCCACGGCCCACCACCCGCCUGCAGCCAUGCUCCCCAAGAAGCCCCCGCAGCCUGAGUUUGGUGACCUCACCAGGACGUCCUCGGAGCCUGAGGUCAGUGUGGUUCCCAAGAGGCCGCAGCAGUCCGAUUUCAAAGCGCUCUCCAAGAAGCCCCCGCAGCCCGAGCUGGGCGGCCUCCCCAGGACCUCCUCGGAGCCCGAGGUCAGCCUGCUCCCCAGGAAUCUUCUGCAGCUCGAGGUCCGGGGGGCCCCCCGCAAGUUCUCACAGCCUGAGCCCAGAACUUUGCUCAAGAAGCACAUGCAGGCUGAGUUCUUCGGGGGUCUCCCGAGGAAGCCCCCGCUCCCUGGCUCCGUCUCCGAAAGCUCACUGCCCACUGCCGUGGCGGGCUGCAGCCCCAGGUUCCCGCUCAGCCCAGGGUUUGGAGCCAGGCAGCAGAGGUCGGGGGCUCUCACUCCCAGCAGAGGGUCCAGGCUGGGGCUCAAACCCCGGCGGAGGCCUCUGCCCUCCGUCAGCAUCCUGGGACCCCCUCCAGCCAAGCCCCCGCUGCCCCCGGGCCCCAGGGACAUCCAGAGCUUUCGGAGACCCUCGGCGGCGGCCACAGCUCUGCGGAGGACCCACUCUUCCACUGGGAUCCACUUCCAGGCCCGCCCGUCUGCCGACGCGCUGAAGGCCCCGGACGAGACCUACGAGCUGUACGACGACGUGGAGGCCACAGACGACUCCAGCCCCAGCCCCCGAGUCAGAGGUUUGUUGGUGGCGGGGCCGGGCCCACCACCUGCCAGGGUGCCUGAGGAGCAUUCCGUGCAAGGGCAUUUCCUGCCAUGCCGCAGGUCUGCGGGAGGACAGUGGAAGGGGCCCAUGAGGAGCACACCUUGCUCACGGGCACCCAUUCCUUUGGGAGCCAGGAAGGAGAAGGCCCCCCAGCCACAGCAGUUGCCAGCCACGGACCCAAAGGUCCUGAAGCAAAUCCGGAAGGCGGAGAAGGCUGAGCGGGAGUUCCGGAAGAAGUUCAAGUUCGAGGGGGAGAUCGUGAUUCAGACAAGGAUGAUGAUCGACCCCAACGCCAAGACCCGUCGUGGGGGCGGCAAGCACCUGGGCAUCCGGCGUGGGGAGAUCCUGGAGGUGAUCGAGUUCACCAACAACGACGAGAUGCUGUGCAGGGACACCAAGGGCAAGUAUGGCUACGUGCCCAGAACAGCUCUCCUGCCCCUGGAAACGGAGGUGUAUGACGACGUGGCCUUCUGGGACCCUCUGGAGAGCCAACCACUCCCCCGGGAACGAUAAGGCCCGCAGGUGUGGGACCCAGGACAACCCACCAGCCCAGCCACCUGCUAAACCCAGGAGCCCUGGAUCCCAGCCUGGCGGUCACAGAACUGCCCAGGCUCCCGUCUGACCACGUACAUGGACCACAUAAAGCCCCUCUUU
Molecule: messenger RNA, 1851 nt
Organism: Ceratotherium simum simum (southern white rhinoceros)
Lineage: Eukaryota; Metazoa; Chordata; Mammalia; Perissodactyla; Rhinocerotidae
Source: RefSeq, a predicted model, not a curated record